AUGGCUAACGAAGAAUUUUCUGAACUUAUGGAUAUAGAUAUCGAAGAAAUUUUCCAAAAUCAGAUUAAUAAAGAAAAGAAUUCAUUAGAUAUUUCAACAUUACUCUAUUUACUUAGUGAAGCUUACCUCGAAGGAGAAAAGAGACUUAAUUUCGCCUUUUUAACUUUUAAUAAA
Messenger RNA from Scutellospora calospora, 174 nucleotides. Lineage: Eukaryota; Fungi; Glomeromycota; Glomeromycetes; Diversisporales; Gigasporaceae. The record is from the annotation of a GenBank genome assembly.